AUGUCCUCAAAUAUUACCUAUUCAUAUAAUUCAAUACAAAAUCCUCCAGAAAUCAAUCAGCAUUAUAGGUAUCAGUUACAAGAGAAAUGUAAGGCACUUUUUCUCAGAACUCAAAACAAUACAAGUGCAUUAUAUGAGGAACUAAUAAUGAAAGUAUGCAAUAUUUCAAAGGGUGAUCAUCGUAUGGCAGCAUUGGUAAAGGAUGUGGGUGGCUGGUAUAAUUCGUAUCGCUAUAAAUUGCAUGUUGCUAUUUUGCAACUUGCAGAAGAAUUCUCUAAAACACAUCAAUGGGAUGGGGAAGAGCCGCCCAUGAUUGAAAUAGAAUUAUUUGUUAGCGAAAAUGUAUGGCGACAAGCACUCCAUUUUUAUUUGAAAGCUACGGACUUUCCAACUUUGAAUAAAGAUACUGAAAUACUUGCGAAACUCGGCACUUUUAUACGUAAAAUGGUUAAUGAUGUUCUUAAGGACCAAAAGAGAGACGAAGAUACACAACAUUUGAUCAAAAAAUACAAUGAGUAUACUCUUGAAUUAAAAAUACCAACAAAGCUUAGUAUAGCAAAAUUUUUGCAAGUUAGAGAUCUUUUAGAUUGUUAA
This is a messenger RNA of Dentiscutata erythropus, 594 nucleotides long. Lineage: Eukaryota; Fungi; Glomeromycota; Glomeromycetes; Diversisporales; Gigasporaceae. The record is from the annotation of a GenBank genome assembly.